Aspergillus bombycis is the source of this 2415-nucleotide messenger RNA. Its product is annotated as ABC transporter. The record is from RefSeq and is a predicted model, not a curated record. The annotation marks the transcript as partial. Gene Ontology annotation, molecular function: ATP hydrolysis activity; ATP binding; ABC-type transporter activity. Lineage: Eukaryota; Fungi; Ascomycota; Eurotiomycetes; Eurotiales; Aspergillaceae. The transcript has 7 exons.
CCCCACGGACAUCUGAAUUCUUCGAACACGCUUUGGCGGUGUUCCUUCUUUGUGUCCGAUAGCGCAAAAUAUGGCCUCAUCCAACGCGUCUUGUCUUUCAGGACAAACUCCAACUCCGCUCACAAAUACACCAUCCUGCAACCCUGGAUUUCUGUGUAUUAUUUCCAUUUGAUAUUCCCCUUCAUACGCCGUCUUCCUUUGUUUGAAUUCGACGUUCUACACCUCCAGUUAACUAAUCGAUCACUUCUAGGCCUUAACAUCACAUCGGAAAACCCACCGGUCUAUUGCCCACCCACAAUAGAAUGUCAGACUAUCCGAUCCCAACCAUACGAUAAUAUAUGCGCCCAACCUCAAGGCACCUUUGAACCAAUUGUCUGUCCCGCUGGAUUCUACUGUCCUCCUAAUGGCCAAGAAAAGAUCCGAUGCCCAAGUGGCUUCUACUGCCCGCUAGGAUCCUUUUAUGCAAAGCGCUGCAGGGCUCUAUCAGUUUGCCAUGAGAGGAGCGAACGAGAGGUGUCACUGAUCGGGAUCGCCUGUUUAAUAGCGAUAUAUAUGCUCUUGCUUCUGUUAGUUAUUGCACGGAAAUUGAAAGCUGGAGUCGCAUGGAAAAAGCUCGCAGCCCGAUGGGCAACAAUCACGAGGGAAGGGAAUUCACAUAAUGCAGCCAUCGAAGAGGUUGAGAAUUGUAGCAUAUUUGACGGGUUAAUCAAAGACAGAGGAAUGGCCGAUGUCGGCAUUGAACUAGAUAUGCACCAAUUGGAAGUUACGCUUCAGCAUACGGGUCGCCCAAUCUUGGACGGCAUUUCGGGCAAUAUCAAGAAGGGAUGCGUAUUUGGAAUUAUGGGCCUGUCUGGGGCAGGGAAGACAACUCUGAUUAAUAUUCUGGCUGGAAAGAGCAGGCAAACGUCUGGAACAACAGCUCUCAAUGGAGUCCAAGGAGAUCUCACCAGAUUUAAGCAUCUUAUUGGGUUCGUACCGCAGGAUGACAUUCUACUAGAGGAGCUCACCGUUCGGGAAAGCAUCUUGCAUUCCGCACGUCUCCAUCUUGGGGGAGUCUGGAGUGACGACAAGAUCAAGCUACAUGUUAACAAACUGAUAGAUUAUCUUGGACUAACACCCGUGAAAGAUCAGCUCGCAGGAGGUGCCGAGAAAAGAGGUAUAUCCGGUGGUGAGCGGAAGCGGCUCAGCAUUGCCUUGGAGCUUGCUGCCAUGCCGAGGGCUGUUAUCCUCGACGAGCCAACCUCUGGUCUUGAUGCGGCGACUGCUUUAUCAAUAAUGAAGCUGCUCAAGUCAAUCUCUCUAAUGGGUAUUACUGUUGUCUGCACAAUCCAUCAGCCACGGUCAGACAUAUUCCAUCUUCUGGAUGACUUGCUCAUUCUGGCCUCCGGCCGGCAGGUAUAUCUAGGACAGGCAGCGAGGGUAAAGGAGUAUUUUAAAGCACUUGGGUAUGCUAUUCCCAGUGCUUCCAACCCUGCUGACAUCGUGAUGGAUAUUGUCUCAAGCUGGCAAGUUGGAUUGGAGUCAUUUAGGCCUCUAUCUCCCCAGGGAAGCAUUGAAAUGAGUAUUGAGGUUAUUUCCGAAGUAUACGAAUCUCGACAGGAAUCGGAGAGCGUAGCUGUGCUGGAUAAACUUGCAGCCGUCCAAAGAGCUCCUUGGCAUCGCCAACUACUUCUAUAUCUGCUUUGUGGAACAAGGCAGCGAUGUCGGCAAGUGUUCGGCUUCAUUCUAGGGAUGGUCACAGCAUCAGCCGCUGGACUUUUAAUCGGCCUAGGUGUAUAUGGACACCAAGGUCAUGUAUUCCAAGGAUAUUAUCGGCAGCCAUUCCAUCCAUUGUCCAGUGCCGUGAAUUAUACAAGCCUCCCUAGCCUGGCACAGAUUUCCUGCUUGGCGAUCAGUCUGGCAGCUGCACCAGCCGGAAUAAGAACAAUUGCAGAAGAGAAGUUGGUAUUCUACCGCGAGAUACGUUCGGGCCAUUCGAGCACUGCAUAUUUUCUUGGAAAGGAGCUGUCCACUUGGCCACGCGUGUUCCUAUCAGCUUUACAUUUCACGACAUUUUACAGCAUCCUUGCAACCCCGGUGGUUCCAUUUGAGGCUUUGCUCCUGCUCAAUACUGUCUACUUCUUUUGCAUCUACGGAAUAGCUUCUCUCGUGGCAUCACUAGUUCGACGCCAAGACGCACUGCUGCUGGCGAUGCUCGCAAGUAUGAUAGCCGGCAUCUUCAAUGGUGCCGGGCCGCUCCUCUCGCGGGUCAAGUCGUGGAAUAUGGCCUGGUUCUGGUAUAUUUGCCCAAGUACCUGGUAUUCCGAGGCCUUUUUCAGCGAACAUACAACUCCAUGGUCGUAUUUGUAUGACGUUAAUGCAGCAUCAAGCUUUGUUGGCUAUGUCACUGGCAGGACCCCGUUCGAUUUAGGGUAA